UGGGCCUGGCCACUCUCAGGCUUCUCUCUGUAAACAUCUAAAAAAUCAUUCGAACGAGAUGAAAGCUUGACGACUUAAUUUUCUCAAAAUGGAAGUUGGAGUGGGUGACGUAGUGAUGCCGGGUGAUUGUUUCAGGGAUUUUGUAUCGAUUAAGAAAGAAGGAAGAGAGGACAGAGAGGCUGUGAUCUUGGGCCCCGGCUUGCGCCGCGAGGGUGACACCGUGUUUAUCUGCAAAGCGGGUAUCUUGAAGAAACGCGAACCGGCCGUGUACUAUGUGGACAGUUAUCAGAGACGAUAUGUUCCUAGUCGAGGCGAGAAUGUGGUCGGUAUAGUGACGCAGAAAAGCGGUGAUAUCUACAAAGUGGACAUAGGAGCCAGCGAUCAGGCGACUCUCUCCUACCUGGCCUUCGAAGGUGCUACCAAGAAAAACCGUCCCGAUCUGCAGGUCGGCGAUUUGGUGUACGCGAAGCUGCUGGUCGCCGGCAGGGACAUGGAGCCGGAAUUGGUUUGCAUGGAUUCUCAGGGCAAGGAGAACGAUCUCGGCAUUCUUAGCUCGGACGGCAUGAUGUUCACGUGUUCGCUGAGUCUCGUGAGGAAGUUGCUCAAUCCGGACUGUCCGUUGUUCAAAAUGCUCGGCAGAAAUCAGGCGUACGAACUCGCCGUCGGAAUAAACGGCAGAGUCUGGAUCAAAGCGCGCACGGUACAAGAAACGAUAGCUGUGGCAAGUGCCAUUCUAGCGGCAGAGUACACAUUACCCAGUGAAAUGCAAAAACUGUGUGCCAGAAUCGAAAAAACUUUGCUUCUGAUAGCGUGAUUCUAUGCGAAACUGAUGUUGAACGCUGAUGGCUUGGCGAAUUUAACGGAGAAAGAACAAUCCGUAAUUUGUAAAAAGAAGUAGUGUAUCAGCGAUGGCGACAGAUUUGUAAAUUAAAAAUUAGUUUUGCUCAACUCUCGGGUCACAAACUAUAUCCACACGAGAGUCUCAACAUUUGUUUCAGUCUUCUUCGGCGCAUCAAGAUGUACAUUGAUAUAGAAAUAAAAGACAAUCGCUUCCUAGGAAAUUCAAUGUUUAAUUUCACUUUAACAAAGGAAACAUUGGUGACAUUCGAACGUUACACAUAUCGUCUUACACUAAUAAUCGCAAAUGGUAUCGAUAUACAGAUACAAAGUGCAAGAGCGCUGCUGAUUACAUUAGUAGUAGUUUUCUCAAAACAUCUCGCUGAUAUGUGCCUAACGUAAUGUUUUUUUUUUUUUUUUUUUUUUCCACGACUCGCCCGAGCCGACUAACUACGUAAUGAUCUAUAGACACUAGUGACGGUAUUUUGCACUCAAGCACAACCUUUACUUUCUCCCUUUUUUUUUUUAUUAAAAAUCGUACUCAAGAAUCGCUUAACAACAAAUCCAAAAAAUAUAUACCGCUACGCGCGUGUACUUCUGCGUGUGUGUGUGUGUGAUGAUGAUUUCUGCAUUUAAUUAAAAAAUACACAGAAGAUACUUUUUUUUUUGUACUUGAUGGAAUGUAUUUUAAUUGCCAUCGCCUUCUAAUAAUAUCAAAGCGAAAAUACGCAGGAAAAUCAUUGGUAAAAAAAAAAAAAAAAACCCAUGUCGAACACAAUUUCUGUUUAAUUUAAAAAUUCGUGAUUGUCGAUACGUGUAAAAUAAUAUAGAAAUUGACAUCGUUAUUGCAUUCGAUUAAAUAACGUAUAUGAAGUUUCUACGAAACUGUGUUAAAAAAAAAGCAGAAACUAUUGAAUAUCCAAUGAUUUUCUGUACACCUUCGCACUGUGAUACAAACGGUAACUUAUCAUUAAAAACGCACUGGUAACUAAUUGAUAAUAUAAAUAUAUCGUUUGAAAAAAAAAACAAAAAAAAAAAAACAAUAAUACACAUGUCAAUUGUAUGCAACAAAACAAGUCAAAACACAUCUAGCAAACAAAACAACAAGUAUUGUAAUAAUAAUAACAACAAAAAGGUACGCGUAUUAAAGCUAAACUAUUUUUUUUUUUUGGUCAAUCAUGGCCCCCUACCGUCUCACAGCACUGUUCUAAAAUAAAAUGUAAAUCUAAAUGCUAUAAAAAGUGCACGCCGUUUAGAAUUUUUUUUUUUUUCACUGCGCGGCACUAACGUUCUGCGAAAGAUCUCGACUUUUUUUUUUGUAAAAACUAUGUCUUUUUUUUUGCAUAGAAAGCGAAAAGAUCCAACGGAAACAAAACAAGAACGAAGUAAGAUCUGAAGAUAAAAAAUAAUUAUAUAACUGUCAAAAAGAGUGAUUUUCUAUUCGCGUAAAAUUAUACGGUCGACUAAAAUUUACAAUUGAAAUUGUAGCGCGUAAUUUAGAAUUAGAGUUCUCGCACACACAGAGAUGAGUAGAAUAUAUCAGAAUACUCUUGUGUGUUUCCCGUACACAUAUAUUUCGAGCUAAAAUGUGCGAAACCGAAAAUCCGAUCCUGUGCGGAAUACCAGGUUUGUUACAAUAUGAAUUGAAAAUGACACUCGUGACCGAAUCACGAUGUUCGCAACACAUUUAUCCUUCGUGUUAAUCUUAUCCGCCACUCGAUUCGUUCGAACGAAUAUUUAUUGCACCAGCGAUACGUGGCGCGCGCGCAAAUUUGUUGCUCGGGUUUCGCCGCAAAAAGCAAUAUAACAAGUUUGCACACAGGAGGAGGAGAAAUACCCACAUCGGACAUUAAUAUUCAUUAUACGAAACUAUUCGUUACAUCCUUGUAAUGUCAUGGAAGAAGCCACAGUGCCUUUUUUUUUUCUUUUUUUUUUUUUUGCAAAACCCACACACUUAAUAUGUUCACCACAUAUUGGGAUGUAAUUAGGCAGGCAAAUAUGUAUGUUGGGGACGAUACAUGGUGGCACUAGCGACCAUAAACAUACUAUUCUAUGGCUUGUGCUUUGC
Molecule: messenger RNA, 2905 nt
Organism: Pseudomyrmex gracilis
Lineage: Eukaryota; Metazoa; Arthropoda; Insecta; Hymenoptera; Formicidae
Gene: Rrp40
Product: exosome complex component RRP40
Exons: 2
Coding region: 89-814 (241 amino acids)
Biological process (GO): TRAMP-dependent tRNA surveillance pathway; nuclear polyadenylation-dependent rRNA catabolic process; U4 snRNA 3'-end processing
Cellular component (GO): nuclear exosome (RNase complex); cytoplasmic exosome (RNase complex)
Molecular function (GO): RNA binding
Source: RefSeq, a predicted model, not a curated record